Molecule: messenger RNA, 1293 nt
Organism: Brassica napus (rape)
Lineage: Eukaryota; Viridiplantae; Streptophyta; Magnoliopsida; Brassicales; Brassicaceae
Product: homeobox-leucine zipper protein HAT1
Exons: 4
Coding region: 315-1154 (279 amino acids)
Biological process (GO): regulation of DNA-templated transcription
Cellular component (GO): nucleus
Molecular function (GO): DNA-binding transcription factor activity, RNA polymerase II-specific; sequence-specific DNA binding
Source: RefSeq, a predicted model, not a curated record
GAUUUACAUAUUAAUUGGCCAACAUGGCAAGCUCUCAUUUCAUUCAACUCCUAUAUUAAUCAUCUCUUUUCAUCCCAUUUCACACCUCUCUAUCUCCAUCUCUCCAUAAGAACCCUAGAAGGUUGAUGUUGUCCUCUUUACACUUCCUCCACUACCAAAACUAGAGCUUUUGAGGACAAACUCAAAGUUUCUCUUGUCACCUCUACUCAUAAAAACCAAAGCGUUUUAUAUAUAUAUUCUCAUUUCACAAAACCUUACUUUUUGAAAAUUUUCUUGGGUCAAAGAAAAUAUUCAAGGCCUAGAUUAUAUUUAUCAUGAUGAUGGGAAAAGAGGAUUUGAGUUUAAGUCUGAGCUUGGGGUUUGCACAAACUCACCAUCCUCACAAGCUGAUGAAUCUCAAACCCACUUCUUCACCCAUAUCUAAUCUCCAGAUGUUUCCAUGGAACCAAACCUUUGUUUCCUCCUCAGAUCAUCAAAGCCAACAGUUGUUUACGAAAAUAAACGUGAACAGCUUGCCGGUUGAUUUGGAGGAGGAGACAGGAGUUUCUUCCCUAAACAGCACGAUCUCUAGCAACGUGAGCGGCAAGAGGAGAAGCGAGAGAGAAGGAACAUCAGGUGGUGCUGGAGAUGAUCUCGACGUCACUUUGGAUCGAUCUUCCUCACGUGGAACCUCGGAGGAAGAAGAAGAAGAAUACGGUGGAGAGGCUUGUCGGAAGAAGCUUAGGCUAUCCAAAGAUCAGUCCGCUGUUCUCGAAGACACUUUCAAGGAGCACAAUACUCUAAACCCCAAACAGAAGCUGGCUUUGGCUAAGAAGCUAGGCUUAACCGCAAGACAAGUGGAAGUGUGGUUCCAAAACAGAAGAGCAAGGACCAAGUUGAAGCAAACUGAAGUAGACUGCGAGUAUUUGAAGAGAUGCGUAGAGAAACUGACUGAAGAGAAUAGACGGCUCGAGAAAGAGGCUGCGGAGUUGAGGGCACUAAAGCUUUCACCGAGAUUGUAUGGUCAUAUGAGUCCACCAACCACGCUUCUCAUGUGUCCAUCAUGCGAACGUGUGGCCGGACCAUCCAACCACAACCAACGGUCUGUGUCUUUGAGCCCGUGGCUCCAAAUGGCACAUGGGUCAACUUUUGAUGUGGUGCAUCCUAGAUCUUAACUUUAUUUCGUUUUUAUGGGUCAACUUUUGAUGUGAUGUACGUUUUAGAUUAUUGACUCCCACUACAUCAAUACUUAAAAGCCUUUAGCAUUGUUAAAAAAAAGCCUUUUACAUUUUAAAUUAAUUAAAUCUGAUUAAA